Molecule: messenger RNA, 711 nt
Organism: Tetrahymena thermophila SB210
Lineage: Eukaryota; Ciliophora; Oligohymenophorea; Hymenostomatida; Tetrahymenidae
Product: transmembrane protein, putative
Exons: 2
Source: RefSeq, a predicted model, not a curated record
AUGUUUGAAUAAUAUUAAUAUUUUAUUAAAAAAUAAAUUGAAAAAUUUUUUAACCUAAAAUAAAAAUAGAUAGAAAUAUUUUAUUAUUGUUUAUAUAUUAUAAAUAUCAUUAAUAUUUUUGUAAGUAAGUAAGUAAAUAAAUAAAUUUAUUAUUUUUUUUAUAUUUAUAAAUAUAAUAUUUUGGUCAUUUAAUAAAUAGUUUAUCAAAAAAAAUAUUUUGGAAUUAAUCCUUAAAUUUGGGUUAAAUUUAUUCAAAUAAAGUAAUUCCUCUAAAAUCAGCAAAAGAGAUUUUACCAACAACAAUCAAAUCUUAUAUUAAUUGCUAUUUAAUACUUUAUCAUAUUAAAUUAUAUAAAUUUGAAGCUUCAAUCUCAUAGUUAUAAAUUAGAAGAACUAUUAGUUUAAAUUUAUUCUAAUUAAAGCAUAAGUAAAGAUACAAUAAAAACGAUAAAUUUAUUAAUUUAUUUGUUUGUUAAUUAUUUAUUUUAAGAGUGUUUUUAUAACUUAUCAAUCUAGCUAAAAUAUACAAAUACAAAUAACCAACUAUUCCAGCCAGACUAACUUACAGAUAUUUUUGGAAGAGAAGCCGAUGAACUCGUAGAAACUAAUUGUAUUAUUUGUAUUAAUAUUAAAAGAAAUUAAUAAAUAUGUACGAUUUUAUCUAAUAUUUAUUUAGUAAAGUUUACUUUGUUUAUUUUAGUAAGAACUUGA